AUGUCUUAUGAUCGUCAAGAUAGUACAUUGACUACAUCAACGUGGACAAGAUGUGCAUCCGCUUUAUCGUCAUUUUCUGUUGGUCACAAAAUACCAGUGCGUCAAAUACCAGUGAUAAAAGGUGAUAUUAAUUACAUGAGUACUGAUGAUAGUGAUUAUAGUGAAUAUGAUAAUAUGGAGACAAAUAAUGAAGAAAAUAUUAAACAACUUCGCCUUCUUAUUGAAGAUAUACAAAUAUCCGUUAAAGUAUUAGAAACAAAUUAUGAAUCAGAUGAAAUAACUGAAAGUCUUGAAUUUAUUUAUUCAUUAUUUUAUGAUUAUUCAAGUAAAGAUAAUCCAAUAUUUGCUCAUACACUUGUUGAAGAAAAUUAUUGUACACAAGCUCAAAAAUUAUUGACCUAUUAUGUCAAAACUGGUAUAUUUUCUAAUCCAAAUAUAAAACGAUCAACACAAUUUAUUAUGUAUACUUUAUGGAAUUUUAGUGGAAUUAGUGAUAAAUUUCGUUUAUGUUUAGCACAAAAAUUUCCUCUCAGUUGUUUAUUUGAUUUUUUACAACCAUCGUUUACUCCAACAAUGAAUAGUAAUAAUGAUCAAGCUAUUUUAAAAAAUUUAAAACAAGCAGCCAUAAGUAUAAUACAUAAUAUAUCAUUAUUAUCAACAGCAGAAAUAUAUUUUAAACACAUGGUCAAUUAUGUUGAACAAUUAGAUGUUUUUAUGACACACACCGAUAAUAAACGAAUGAAAUUAACAGCUUUAUUAUGUUUAAUUCAUCUUUAUUUAUCUAAAUUGAAGAAUGAGAAUGUUGAUUUUAGUUUACAAUACAAAAAUGUAUUUAAAUUAUUAUUUCAAACAUUAAAAGAAUGUGUUAAAGAGCAAAAAGUGAUGAUAACAACAGGUCUAUCAGCAUGGUUAAUCACCUAUGCAUUGAAUAAAAUUAUUCAUUUAAGUUUAAUUGCAACAAAAAUUAUUGAUGAACAUGCCAUUUAUUCAUUAAUGGUAUUAUUAAAACGUGGCGUUAUUGAUGAAAAAUUUGAAAGUGGUAUAGUAUUAUUAAAUUUAAUUCAUCAACAACCAAUAAAAACUAUUCAAAUUUUAAAACGAGAUAAAGCAUGUUGGAAAUUAUUCGAACACAUGCGACCAUACUUGGAUGAUGAAAAUAAUACACGACAAAAUAAAUUGGCUGCUGAGUGA
Didymodactylos carnosus is the source of this 1191-nucleotide messenger RNA. NCBI's taxonomy places the organism in Eukaryota, Metazoa, Rotifera, Eurotatoria, Philodinida, Philodinidae. The record is from the annotation of a GenBank genome assembly.